GCAUUAUCCUCCGCCUGCAGCCGAAUUAAGAUAGUGAUGAAGAGAAACGUGGUGGUAUGUGGGAGGCUCUGGCAAACCUCCUGCUCUAUGAAGGGUCUGUCAGCUGCUGCAGCGAAGAAGAAGAGGAAGAGGAGAGGGAGCGUGGUUUACUGAGGAAGAACAAAGGAGGGAAAUCAGCCUGUGUGUUUGAAUGAAUGUGCUGAAGCUGCUGAAACAACCAGGGAGGACAGAUUCUCUCAGAUCACAUCAGGAAACUUUCCAAAUCCAACCAAACAGGAAUCUAACCGAGCGUCUGUUUCAUCAACUAAAGGAGCAUUCUGUAAAAAACUGAGGAGCAGACAUGAACCAAACAGCAUCUGUUUCUCAUCAGAUUGACUGCCAACCAGCCAAGGAUACGAAGGUGAGAUCUGAUUUACUGUAUCUGUCACACAGCUCUGUGGGCUUCACUCUCUCUCUACGACCAGUCACUCUUUUAUUUCACAAACAUCAAAUCAGUUCAUCAUCGACUUUAUCAUAAAAAUAUGUGUAAUCCUUUCAAAGUGAGUUUUUAAACAAAAGCUUGGAGACGUCAGACGUCAUCAUCUCUACACAGAAGUCUGUCAUCAUUAACAAAACUCACUUAUUCAUCACAUUAUCUCCAUGUUAUCAUCAAGUUAUCACCAAGUUAUCCUCAUGUUAUCUUCAUGUUUUCAUCAUGUUAUCUUCAAGUUAUCAUCACAUUAUCCUCACAUUAUCGUCAAGUUAUCAUCAAGUUAUCAUCAUGUUAUCAGAAGUUUUGUUUGCAUUAAUUUUAUGCUAUCUUCACAUUGUCUUGAAGUCAUGUUCACAUUUUCUUCAUGUUAUAUUCACUUUAUCUUUACAUUAUCUUGAAGUUAUGUUAGCAUUAAAUUUAUGUUAUCUUUACAUUAUCUUCAUGUUAUUUUCACAUUAUCUGAAGUCAUGUUUACAUUAUCUUCACAUUAUCUCUGAGUUAUUGUCUUCAUGUAGAUAACUUCACAUCUAUGAACUUUUCAAACUUUGAUCCUUUUAAAAGUUGUUAAAUCUCAUCCACCUGAGUAUCUUUCUAUUUUAAUCUCCUCUGGUUUUUAUAAAUAUUAUAAUUUCUUAUUUCUCUAAAUCAACAUGAGAGACCGGAUCAGGACCAGAGUAGACCAUGUCUCUAUCAGUCUGAUCCUGUCAGGAUAUAAAUCUGUAAGAAUCGAUCACAGCUGACGGUGAAGAUGUCAGACUCUUCUCCUAACACAGCUGAGCUCCACGGUCUUCAGCAGAAGUUCAUCUAACAGGUGCACUGAUGGGGACUAUUUUCAGCAGCGGAUGAAUACACUCUCAGGUCUCCAGUUAGAUUUACAGUCAGAAGCCUCACUGUGGGUGUAAACUCUGUGACUUCAGCUCUGUCAACUUUAACCUCCUGUCAGUGUCAGAUUUGAAACCCAGAGCGCUGAACUUCACUCUCUGACCUCCUCGAGUCUCAUGACUGAUAUCUGCAGAAAAUCAUCACUGACAGCAGCGAGCAGGAAAGAAAGCUCCAACACUAAAGAGCUUCAUUAUUACCCGCAGUUUAUGCAAAGCAGUUCUUAGCUGGAGGACGAGCAGCCAGAGUAUAAUCCUGAAGAAUCCUGCAGCUGCAGGGUGGGACUAAUCUGGCAGUUUUGGCUACUUGUGCAAAGAAAAUGCUGCUUUACACUUUUUAUGGGAUUUCAGACUUUAACAGGUACACAAGGCUUCAUGUUUGAGGGAAAACACGUCCUAAUCUGAUGUAAAAACCUGCUCAACUCGACCAGAAAGACUGAAAGUGGGUCAACAAACGCUGCAAAACGAGCUGGGACGCUUUGUUGCUCUUCACAUUUAGUCCAAGUGGUUUUAAUUGUGUCAUAAAUCACAGCUCAGUAAUCCUCCCUCAUGUGCUGCUUCAUGAAUAAGCUGAAGCCUCCUGAGAAACAUGAGCUGUGGAUUUACAACACAAAGCUGCUCAUGCUAAUGGAGGGACUGAUUUCAGUUCUUUGGCAUAUUUAACGGUGAGAACCCGAGUCUUUUCAUGAUACUGUGAGAACAUACAGGAAACCUGAAAUCAGCCUCCACUGAUUUCACAGGAACAGUCUCCAAGCGUUGGUUUGAUGCCCACGCAGGACCUGCUGUGGUGAAAAGGUGACCCGCUGCAGUCCAACAGAGCCGCUCCGUGACCCUCAAUGUAAACGGCGAGGCGAGCCUCCCUGCAGCCUUACAGCCUGUCAAUCAUCUCUCUGUCAGCACAAACCAAAGGUGGUCUGUGGGCGUGAGUCUAAACAUAGACGCUGCCAAAGCAGGAAUUACAAAUUAGAGCUGAUUCAGGAGAGACUCUCAUUCAGAUUUACUCUCAUUAAAGCUUUUUUAAGACCACCUGGAUGCAGACCCCCCACCUGUGGAGAUGGACCACCUGGAGAGAUAAUCGUCUGAUUAAUAAUAAAAGCUGAACAUUUAUUUAGUUACCAGUAUUAGAACAUUUAAAGUCUUCACUGAGAAUGAAGUCCAACAGUUUCAUUAUCACUCACUCCCUCUGUUUCCUCAUUUACUACAGCUUUGGUGGUCAUGCGUACUGUUGCUAGGUUACAUAUUAUUCUGGUGCAUAUUUAUCAUAUAUGUAUAUAUAUUUAUAGACUCAUAUCAGUCAAACCCCUCUGCAGAGGUCAGAGAGUGGGGGUGUUUUCACAGACGGACAGCUGUUAAACUCUCUCUCUCUCUCUCUCUCUCUCUCUCUCUCUCUCUCUCUCCGUAAUAAUCGUUUUUUUAUUUUUUAAUGUCACUGAUCUUUAAGUCUGACCUUCACUUUAAAGGUCCGUUUUGAUCAUCGGGUUUUUUAGGUUCUGGAAAGCAGAAUUUCUUCCUUCUUUCAUCUACUUCUGCUGUGUCCAUGCUAAGCUAACUCGCAUAUUUCGCUUUUCUUCAUACGAAGAGAAAGUCGGGCAUGUUUGGUCUCGAUCUUCUUCUCCUAAUCUCCUCUGGAAAGUGAUUUAUCAACUUUGAACACUAUUUUCAACUCAAACUGCAAAAAGAUAAAAAAGAUGAAAUAAAAAUACAGAGACUUCAGAUGAUCUUGGCUCUUGGUUCCCAUCUUACAUCCUUCAGAGGAAACCAGAACUCAGUCAGAACUUUUCCUGGGCUGGACUCCAGACCCUGAAACCUGUGAAACUGAACAGACUGCCGUCAUAACCGAGUUUAACAGCCUGUGCAGCUCCCCGUCAGCGCCGUCAAAAACCACUGAAUGUUAACAUUAGCCCCAUGUCGUCACUCGCCAUCUGUUACCGCGUUGAUGGACAUCAUUUAGUGAAGAGGCUCAUUAGUGUGUGAGCUUAAGAGGGAAGAUGAUGAUAAAUCCUGUUUGACUUAUAUCUGGAGGAUAAUGCUCCCAAGGUGCUCCUGAUGAGCAUGUCAGCAUUAGUCUGCAUCACAAGUCUUUGUGUGUUUGUGGAUCUGAAGGUCUCCUUUCAUAGAGAGGAGCGCCUACACUGUUAUUGUGUGAAAGCCAGACUGUGUGUGAGAAGGAAACUCUGCUGCCAAGUUACUGAGACACAGAGAAGAAGUGAGAGAAGAAUGAAACUCACCCUCUCCUGUGGUGAAAGCAGAGUGAAAAGAGCUGCUCUAGAGACAUGAAGAAGAGGUCAUUGUGCGGUAACAUGCUGUUUUUACAUGCAUGAGUGUUAAUGUUACAGUUAACGGCUUUAAUCUGAGCUGCUUUACAAACUCAUCCUGCUCUAUAACAGAUGAACUCAACAUGUUUCUUAAAAAGUGUGUAUGUGUCUUUAAAAGCAGAAACCUCUGCAUUUCAAAUUCACCCUCCUGACCAAUACUGUUGGAGGAACUCAUGCUGCUUUCAGGUGGAAUUGGAAAAUUCGGCUUCUGAUUGAGAAACUCCACACAAAGUUGGAUAAAGUAACAGAGAAAAUAUGACCUUCAGUGAUGGACAGAGUUGAACCUGACCAAAGUGGAUGUUGAUGAGCAGCAGCGACGUGGAUUUAUUCUUCACCAUAGAGUGAAGCACAUUUAUCUCCACCAUCAGUGCAGAAUCAUUUUACUGAGUAAAGCACAGAGAGCUGGAAGAGAGGUCUCCAAAAAAACAGACGAUUUCAGAUGGACCUGAAUGCAUCACCAGCCUCCACCUACCAGAGCACUCCUGAACUGAUAUCAGGCCUCUGUCAGACUCUGCUCAGGUUCUCCGUUUGUCAGCUGUGAGGUGUUGAUCUGUCCAGAUGUUUCCUCCUGUUAGAGCCGCAGACCUGUGACUUCAGUAAGUUCGUUUUUCCUGUUCAUCUAAAACGGAGAAGUCUUUAAAGGGUGAGAUUUGAUUCUGAACUUUGUCUGUGUUUUCACUUGACUUUCAGCCGCUGCACCAAAAAGUCAUGAACACACGGUGCAGACGGAGUUUCAGGCCUUCUGAUAGAAACAGGCUAUAAACUAUCAGGAUCUAUGGAAGUCAAUCUGUGCCAUCUGAUUCUCAAUUUGAUUUUCUAAAGCUGAAGUUUUUUACAUCAAAGUCAGACUUUGAAUUUCGCAACUAUGACAUUUCAAGCAUGCAUUUUUAUUUCUGACACUUAUUUUUUUUUUCUACAAUGAUGAAAUAAAUUCAGUGUUAAAAAAAAAAUCAGUCUCUCAAGUAUUUGUUUAGUAAAAAUUCACCAAAAAAAAAAAAAAAAAACUAAAUAAAAAAAUUCAGUGUCAAAAAAUUCAACAUAAAAAAAAUUCAACAUAAAACAAAUUCCAGUGUAAAAAAAUAUAGUGUAAAACAGACCAACUCAACAUCCGGGUAAUCAGGGAGAAGCAAACCUCAAUUCCUCAAUCUUCCACUAGGGUCGUUUUUUUUAAAGUUGAAUUUUUACUGUUUAAAUUUUUAAAGAAACCGAUUUUUUUUUUUUAUACCGGAUUUAUUUCAACAUUGUGAAAAAAUAAGUGUCAGAAAUAAAAAUGCGUUCCUGAAAUUCAAUGGCUUUAAAAUUCAAAGUCUGAUUUUGAUGCAAAAAAAUUCAGCUUUAAAAAUUCAAAUUCAAAAUCAGAUGGCACAGAUUGACUUCCAUAAAUCGAUUGCUUCUCCCUGAUUACUCAGAUGUUGAGUUGAUCUGUUUUAGACUAUAUUUUUUGACACUGGAUUUUAUUUUAUUUAUUUUUUUUUAAGUUGAAUUUUUACUACACGAAUAUUUAAGAGACCGAUUUCUUUUACACUGAAUUUAUUUCAUCAUCGUAAAAAAAAAAUAAGUGUCAGAAAUAAAAAUACGUGCUUGAAAUUAAAGUCUGAUUUAUCAACUCAUAAAACUCGUAAAAUUCAAAUUCAAAAUCAGAUGUCUCAGAUUGACUUCCGUAGUAUUCAUCCAAAAUCAAACCACCUAAAACAGAAAUGACUGCAAGACCGCUGAUAACCACAGGAGGGCAGUCUCACACAGGACAGCUGCUGUUAAUGGGUUUUAUUCAUGACCUCAGAAUCAGACACCUGAGACCUCACCUGGAUAAUAACACGUUUAAAUAAAGAUGAAGCAUAUGAAGAUAAUCCAGAUUACCAAAAUCAUUAAAGACAUGCGGCGCUCCUGUCUGAGUCCGCCUCCUCUGAGACCCCCUGGUCCUUGUUUCUGCCUUCACUCGAGUUUUCUUUGGGGGGUCAGUGAGUCACACUCUGCGGCUCAUGAGGAAUCCUCUGCGGUCGGACAGCUGUGAAGUAUAAUUGUACAAACCAAGGUCACCGCUGUGAAGGCUGCAGCCGGAGGCAAAGGAGAAACUGAUGGAUGUUUUCUUUCUUCAGCUGCACUUCUUUCAACUCCAGCAAAUAGAGGAAAACAGCAGGACUGGGGGGCGAACGACAUGAAGACCAACGUUUAGAGGAACGACUCUGCAGACACCGUUUCAGACUCUGACUCUAAAUACUGUCUCAGAGCGGAUCUGAAAGAAGAGUCUAAUAAUACGUCUGACCCCAAUGACCUUUACUCUGAACACAUAUCUCUGACCGUGACCGACAAUAACAGUCGUGUCUUUUAAUUCAUGCUGUUCAGUCUCCUCCUCCUUCAUGGACGUCUUCUGCUGCACUAAACAGCAUGUAGCAUCAAGCUAAUAACCACCAUCACUGAAAACAGCAGGUACCUUCAGCUUUCCUCCACGUGGAUUCAUCUUCAUCUCCAGUCGAGCCGCAGAAAAAGCCUCUUAUUGUUCAGUAAUGAUGUUAUGUCUGAGGUUAUUAUCUGUUUCAAUGAUUAAACUCAGCGCACAGCCUCAGGCCUGCACAUCAGCCGUAAAACAACCAGAUUUUUACUCAUUUCUGUGUUUUUGGAUCAAAAUAUUCAAGUGUUUCUGGAUUUAAUUUAACUGUAAAGAGAGAGAGAGAGAGAGAGAGAGAGAGAGAGAGAGAGAGAGAGAGAGAGAGAGAGAGAGAGAGAGAGAGAGAGAGAGAGAGAGAGAGAGAGAGAGAGAGAACAGCUUCUGACCAAUAAGAGCUUUCCUCUUAAUCAGUCAUGAACUCUGUGAUCGGUGGCGUCUCUCCGGAUGCCGAGGAUGAUGAUGAUGAUGAUGAUGAUGAUGGAGGUUAGAGAAGAAGAAGAAGAGAGGACUGAGUGUGUGUGCAGAUGUGGACUUUAGAGACCAGAAGAAGCCUUUAAAUGAUUUCUAUUCUCCUGAACUGAAACAGGAUUUUUAUGUUUCUUCUGACACAUCAGGAAAAACAGGUCUCUGCAGGUGCAGAGUGUGGAACACUUUAAACUUUAAAAGCUUUUAUUUUGAACCAUUUAUUAAACCACGCCCACCUGUCCACAGUCCUGAACUACCCGACGCUCCGAAGCAUCUACAAAACAAAUCUCUGUUGGACUACACCGACACCUGAGUCUCAUUUAGUAGAUUAUUGGAGUUUUCUUCUGGACACGAUCAUGAAGUUCUCCUCCUUUAACUUAGCGAAUGAUCACAACAAAAAGACUUCACAUAGGAGAAGAGAACGACCAACUGUUUUCUAAAAGAGAGAUUUCUCUUCAUAACAACACAGGUCUGUCAAAGUGUCCCUCUCUGAAUCAGAGACCGGUCACUGGUGUAACAGGAAACUACUCGGGUCACAGUUUUUGUCUCUCUGUUGAGCUCUCCUGAGGUCUACGAGUUUCACUUUGAGCUCCUGCAGAGUCAAAGUCACAGUUUAAAUCCUGAGACCUCUUUGGGACUUCCUUUCUUACCUGUCAGUCUUUGUGCUGCUGACUGAAGCGUCGACUUCUGAAACCUUAAAUGAGACACAGCAGCGUGUUAAAGAGGAUGUUUUUGUUUCUUUACAGCCUUUUGUUUCUCUAAUUGUCCUUUUAACACAGAAAACUCCUUGAGUUGAUCUCAGAGGGCCUGAGUGUCACCGUCAGAUGAAUCCUCCCUGCAGAGAGAUUAUCAGACUAAUGACGCUGAGUGAAAGUGGGUUGACUGAUUGUACUUAUGAAUGACACCAUUUUUCAGGUAGAAAAUCAGAGCAGGAAGCGUGUGAGCCGGACGUGUGUUUACUCCGAGGAGAGACGGCAGACAGACACACGGACACACUGGCGGCACAGUCGGGCUGUCUGACUGAUUCUGCAGCUUUUUAAGGACAUUUUAACACAGAAGUUUCUGAUUUUUUAUCUUUUUUUAACUUGCAAAUUUUGAGCUUGAGAGAAAGUUGAAGCUGAAGUUUGGAGUGUUUUGAUUCUGCCCGAGUUUGACAGCAGAGGCUUCAAAAUGAUGGACCCAGAGCUCCGAUUUCAAGAGGUGAGGUGUCACUGCACUCGUAUUUUUAGAAACCAUGUCGCUGUUUUUUUUCUUGUAGAAGAUGCUGACAGAGUGUCUCGGCGUGCAGGCCUGCAGAAGUGGCAGGAGAUGUUGAGAAAUAGCAUCAUUAGGUUCCUUUAAAGCUGGAGGAUCAGUGUGGAAGAGUGACAUGUAGGUUUGUGUGCGUGUCUGUGUGUGUUAUCAUGAAGUCUCAGGAGUGUGUGCGUCCUCCUGGGAGAGUCUGAGAAACAGAAACACAUCCUCAGGGACUCAAAGUGUGUCAGGACGCCGAGUAAAUGAUGAAUGGGCUGUGUUUGAGGUUUGGCCAAUCAAACGACAGGACCCGCUCUUGACAAACAGCGUUGGUUUUUGAGCGAAUCCACGUUUUUGAUUUUGUUCUUUGAGGUUAUGAUGGAGGCAAAACUGAAGCAAACAAAACUUGACAGACCUGAAACACUCCGAUUUGUUUGAGAGGCUGUUUACUGACAUUUGGGAACAUAUUAGAGGAAAAGAAGUCCCUGAGAAAAGACUCCUGAUCACCUUUGCUGUGUAAAAGCCUGACGACUUUAACGCUGAAGAAAACAUCUUUUCUCCUUUCUUAUUGUGUUUUCUACCUUUGAGACCAAGGUUACAAACUUUCUGUUGGAAUAAAAUGACUAAUAACAGAGUCGCUCACUUUGGUUUGAGUAGUUUGAAAGAAAAGGUGGAUAACCUUUCUAAAUCUAAAGUUACUGUAGACAGAGAAACUAAAUCCAACCUACCGUCCUGUAUCUUCCUUUCUUUAGAGCUUAUUGUCCUUUCAGAGAAGGAAAUCACUCUUCCUCUCUGUUUAUGAAACUUUAACCUGCUCUUAUCAGGACGUCUGGGCCCACUUACCCACUCAGGAACCUUUCUUAUCAUAAAAAGGCUUUUCCUCCAAACCUCAGUGGUCCCAGACUUCAGCCCUGCAGGUUCCCAUUAAGUCUGCAGGUUAAUUACAUUCACCUGUUGUCCCAGGUGAGUCGGCAGGAGCGAGGGAAACUCAGGAGGGUUAGGAUAUAUGAGGAGGAGGAACCUCGACUUUUCUGUGCUGUUAAAGUAACAGCCUGAUUUUCACCAACAUCUGUGGAUCCUGAUGAGUUCGAGGUUUGUUGGUCUCAGUCUGAUUCUUGUUUGAUUUUUGGUUGAGUCUGAGAAAAACUAAACAGAGCAGGAGCAACACUGAACAUCACAAGAAGGUGGUGUGGUUAGGGUCACACUCUUCUACGCAGUCUAAAGACUCGAGCAGGAGUGCGUAAAUACAUGCAUGCCUGGGUUGGCAACACGAACGCAGAUGCAUCAGCUGAACUUUGCGGUGUGCAGACUGUGGAGAAGGUUUGAGCCUCGGGGACAUCAGUGAACUUCCCAAACAGCAGCAGAGGUCAGAGAGAGAUCAUUUCCACGUGCGCUCUGAUUCCACCUGUUUAAUAUUUAAUGGAGGAAGGAAGAGAGUCCAACACAGGCUGGGAGGAUCUCUUCCGCCCUCUCUCACCGCUGCGCUCCUUCAGGUUCUCCUUUUCAUCCAUCAAGCCCUUCUCUCUUUGUCUUUUCAGUCUGCUGCCAUUUUCUCCUCGUUCACUCCUCAGUCACCUCAAGCCUUUCCUCUCAUCUCCAUUCAGGCACUUACACGGCUCGUUCAGUCAAAGGCAUGUUGAUUUUGGCGCCCCCUGUGGACAAAGUGAUAUCUCUUGCACCAUGUUCUGCCGAUAAAAGUCUCUGCUGCUCCUUUUUAACAGUCAGAUAUGAUUUCUCCUCUUAACUGACUCCAUCUCCCUCUCUGUCUCAGGGUUUACUAAUGUGAUAUGGAGCUCAGAGUGUGUGAGUUGGAGGUCAUUAGUAUCUUCAGGCUUUCCUCUUUGACACCCAUCCAUUUGCAUUUAGUCAGCAGCAGAUGAAGACCAGCUGGUUCCUGAUCUGCUCGAUUGUCUCGCUUCGUUCCCCUCUGAAGGGAUUUCUCUCUGAGCCUCGGCCGCGGUUUAUUCUCCGUCGAUACGCCGAGUUUUAAUCCUAUCAUUUUAUAACCGAGGGGUGUAUUCUAAUAGAAGAUAUCACACAGGAGCGCUUAUAAUCUCUGAAGUGAUACCGUAGGAGGAGUAGAUGACAUCAUGAGAGGUAAAAAUACCACAAAGUGUGAGACACAGGCCCACUGUAAAGCCCUGUGGGGGUAUUAGACUGCUGCAGAAUACUGUGGAUACGAGGGAGCAGCUCAACAUUUGAUGAUUUCAACACAUGAGCAUGAAAAGAACCCAAAAUGAAAAGCUCUACAGAGUGAUGGGAUAAUUAAAAAGGCUGUCUUUUACAUUUUUAAUAGGAAGGCCUGUGCCGUGAAGCAUCAUUUGUCAGGAUUAAUUAAACUACAGACAUGCUUUUUAGCUUAAUUAAUGACUAAUUUCAAGUUUUAAAUUGCUUUAAUUAACAGGGGGAGGCAUAAGACUGUUUAAUGUGCUGGAGCAGGAAAUUUAACUCCAAAUUUGACACCAAACUGAGUUUUAAUCAGACUGAAUGUGAGUUGAUGGACGGCAUAGAACAGAAAAGAAAACUUGUCACCAUUUUUUCUACCAUACCACAGAAACUGAAGGUGAUAAACUUUGGUAAACUUUGUACUUUGGUAAAAUUUCACAUGCUUUAUAUCAUUUUUCUAAAUACCAGGAGAAACUUUGAAAUCUUCACGUUUGAUUUGAAACAUUUACUAGACGAAGUUUGACUUUAACAAUAAACAGCAUCUUAAUUUUCACUAAUUAUCUUUUUAUUUUUCUCUUAAUGUUCAUUUUAAUCCAUGUUCUUCAUGUUUAUUUUGUGUUAUUUUAUCAAUCAUCUCUGUUCUGAAUAUUUUUCCUAAUUCUCGUCUCAGAGGUUUUUACUUCUUUUACCCCUUAAAUAUGGUAAACAGCUCUUACUUAUCUGUUUAUUUAAUGUCAUUUUCUUGUUUUAGUCCAUCAGGUUUUACUCUUUAUUUCUAACAUUUUUAUAUUUUUAUCUCCAGUGUUUCCUGAAGGUCGCUCUUUCCUAACGUAAUGUCUCGGUGUCAGGUCAUGUGUCUAUAACAAUAUAUCUUAAAUUCUCACUUUGUGUGCGCUUGUGAGUGAGUGUCCGUGUUAACUGGUUUAAAUUCACAAACUAAUCAGCUGUUUUUAAAGUAUUUAGUGCUUCCUUCUCCAGCUGCAGCACAAAGUGAUAAAUAAGAAAGAUUGGAGUAAAUAACUGAUGUGUUAUGUUACUUUAAGUCUAUGUCCAUCCUGACUGUCCUGGUGAUGCACACAGGUCUGAGUCAGACUCUCUUUUUUAAUUUAAAGUUCACCAUCAUGAAAAUAACUCCGUGUGUUCGUGAUGUUUGUUUGUACCCACUGUUUGGGAUGAUCGAUAGCGCUUUAAUUAUUCACACACAGCCCUGAAAUAACAGUACUUACAGGGAGGAGGGGGGAGACUCAGCUUCAGCACCACGGACAGCGCUCAGUCAGACCGGAUGUCAGCAACCCUAAAAAAAUAAAAGCACGUGGAAAAAAAUUAAGACACUGCUGACACUGUUAAAUAAGGCGCAAAUAGGGCUGUUAUACGACCGAGUAUUAGGGCCACAUUAAGAGAAAAAAAACCCAAGAUUUUGAAAUUUAAGUCUUUAACUUACAAGAAUAUAGUCAAAACAAAGUAUAUAUAUAGUAUAGUAUAUAUAUAUAUAUAUAUAUAUAUGUAUAUAUAUAUAUAUAUAUAUAUAUAUUUAUUCUUUCAACCAAGCGUAGCUCAUUGGAUGGGUCUGUACCCUUUUGAGUACACUUCUGUAUUACAAAUUGUUUAUGCAUUUUUUUGGACUAUCUUUAUAAUCAUAUUGACACGACGUCUUAUUAGUUCCAUUAUUAGUGUAUGUUUGUGUUCUGUAUUUCCUUUUCCUUUAUUUUGGUUAAACCUAAGUUUGUACUCUUAUACAGUCAUAACUAUGAAGUCUCCAUUUUUAUUAUUAUUAUAUUUAUCUAUAUUAUUUAUAUCUUUUUCAGCUCUUUUGUUCGUGUAAAAAUUUAGCAAAAACUAUUUACCUUAUUCGCACUCUUCAAUUUAAAUUUAAAAAUAUCAUUAUAAAAAAAAUGUCUUCAAAGUUGUAAAGUUGUGAUAAACCGUGUGUCUUUUUUGUAAAAUCAGUCACACUAAAAUCCUCUCAGAAACACGUUUGCACUACAGGACUUUUAUUUUGGAGGUUCCACACGGAAGUAGUCCCGUCUCGAGCUCAGUUGGCUUACCGCUCGUGCUCCUAAAUUGCCGCGCGCUCGCUCGGUGUUGGACCUUAUUAGCGGGAGAGGGACCAGAGAACCACGACCGAGCAGCAGAACCGACACCGAGGUACCGGGGGAACAAUGACCGCGUCCAAAGACCCGACAAAGAAGAAGCCGAAAGAGGGGCAGCAGGACGAGGUAAAACACCGGAAAAUUCACCGGGAAAAAAACCGUAAAUGUUGAUUUAAAUUCGGUUCGUUCGGCCGUUAGGAGGUGAAGCAGCUCCGGUGACGGGGACCGGCUGGACCUGCUGCUUUUUACCGAUUAAUUAGCAGCGAAAUACCGUAGAAACGAGGAAAAUAUCCGAAUUAAAGGAAGUACAGUAAGUUAGAUAUACAGCUGAGGAAUAUAGUGACAAAUGUGAGCACUUUUACUCUCAUUUAAAGGUCUUAUCAGGUGUUUAAUUAGUCCGUUAAAAGUCCGUUAAAGUAAAAUAUAUAUAAUUAUGAACGAGGCUUUUCAGACUCAUAGUAUAUAUAACUGUAUUAUAAUGAGUGAUAUAAUAAUGAAUAGGGGAGAGUGGGGUAAGUUGAUCCACCCCCUGUUGUUUGGAAAUGGUCAAAGAAAUUGAUCAUAAGACCAAAUAUUGAGGAGAUGGUCAUCAAUUCAUGGAGUCUGUGAAGGUUAGAAGCUCAUGGGUGAAGAAGAGGUUAGACAUUUAUUUAUAAAACAACAUUUUUCUUCACUCUGUAAAGUGAAUUUAGUCUGUCAUCAGUUUGAUUAGAAUUGUGUUCAGACCAAAAAAGAUCAUUUUAAAUGUGUUUUAUACAUCAACUGUGGUAUUUAUGACAUAAAAGUCCACCAUUUUAUCUCAGAGGACUAAUAAAGUCAUCAUAGUAGUUCAGGGGGAGCAGAGACAGUAAAGGAGUCUGAGGAGAGGAUCAGAGUUUACCUUCAGAUUAAUGAAAUGUUUGACUUUUUCUUUCUCAUUCUCAUCUUCAAAUGUUUUUUUUUUUCCAAACAGCUUUUUAGCAGUCAAUGUAAUAGUAAUAAAAAGAAUUAAUGUACCAGUUGAAUAGAGUAUAAUAGAUAAAAACACGGAUAAACACUCGGGGUAAGUUGACCAUAGGAGACCACUUUUUUUUUGUCCUGCUAUAUUCUGAAGAUGACAGUUCUGUUUACACUCAUUCUGUUGGUUUACAGGGAUGAACAACAUCCUGAAAUAUCUGCAGAUACACGAGUUAAAGACUAAACUAGGACUGACUUGAUGUAGUGAUCCCAAAUAUGAAAAAUGGAUCAUCUUACCCCAGUCUCCCCUACAUCACUUUAAUGUUGCAGCUGGUUAAGGUGAAGAUGAUUUCAUCUUCUUAAUAUGCCGUUAAAAGUCUCACUCAUUGAAAAGGACAUCAUAGUUAAAAUAACUUCAAAUGGGUUUUUUAUUUACCUACUAAUACCUGCUAAAUUGUAUGCGGUGUUUUCAAAUUCAGUCUCGUUUUAGUAUGAGAAAUGUCUCAACAGAACACCAAAGUUUGACCCUUCUCUCCUCGGGUACAGCCCGUCGACCUGCUCUCUUCUCUGUCCGCUUCAUGUAUCUUCUCUGAUGGGUCUUCUCUGUGUUUGAAGCUCUGUGAACGCUGAAUUGAACAUCUUUUUACUGUCACAGCUUCCUGUAGUGUCUCUGCUGGAAACCUUCAUAUCCACACCCUGUUUUUUUUUAGACCAGCCCCUCCCUCACAUCAUUUCACCGUCCACGCUUCAGGUGACUUACAUCAUCCUGGCAUGAAGCGGGAGAGGAAGGAUGAGUCCAGAGAAAUGAUGUAACCCUUGAGCCCCUCCACAGAAGGCCAUGAAAUUCAAAGUUUGAGAUGAGCAGGAGUCUUUUCCUGAAAGACUGAAAACAGCAGAUCCACAUCUCUCCAUCUCAGGCCCGAGUGGUUAACUUUAUUUACUUUUUGGGACAAAUAUUUAAACUCCGAUGGCUCAUUUUGGUGGAUAAUCAGCACUCUGUCUAGACUGGAUGAUAUAAGUGUGUGUGCAGUUAUAUAAGAGGAACUACUGCACUGCAACACUGGAAGAUUAAUUCACGUAGUUAGACGCCAAAAACAACUGCAAACAAGUCUGAGAGAGGUUUAAUCAAAGAGUCACCAGGUUCUGUGUGUUAGGUUAACUUUCACAACAACAACGAUGAUGAUGAUGAUGAGGGGCGGAUGUUUCCAUGGUCACAGAUACAACCCUGAUAAUCUGUGUGUUUUUGUCUGCAGGAGUUUGUGGAUGUAAGCCCCCCGCAGAGGAACUGGAAAGGCAUCGCCAUCUCUCUGCUGGUGAUCGUGGCGGUCUGCUCACUCAUCACUAUGUCUGUGGUCGUCCUCACGCCUGGUAUUUACGCCUUUACCGUCUUUCUUUCUGUUUCUGUCUUCACGAGCUGAAGUUAUAAGAAUAAACUCCACAUUUGACGUGAGUUUGCUCCGUUUUCUCAGCCGAGCUCCCCGGCAGCAGCAGGUCCAGACUGACCGUGGCGGAUCUGUACAAACCGGAGUUCAGAGUUCACAACCCUGAGGCCAGGUGGAUCAGCGGUGAGUACUUGAUGUUUCCUUCUCCAGCUGUCUCUGUGAUGGAAGAAUAUUACUUGUUCCAGGUCGAGGUGAGCGCUCAGUGUUGAGUCAGGAGGUGAGGAUGAGGUGACAGAGAGAGGAAGGUGAUGGUGAUGUAACAGGUGAGGAUAAAAAAAGAGUGACUUUGAAGAAUAAGAAGUUUGUGCUGUCGGACUGCGAGUAUUCACAAGGGUUUCUGUCCCCUCAGCGAGCUCAUCACAUCCAGUUUGGAGUGAUUUUAUCGAAGGACCACACUGUCCAGCCCUGAAAGACUGUAAACUUAUCAAGCUACAUGUGAUAAUAAAUCACUUUUAAAUUCACUUUGAAUUGGAUAAAAUCUAGAGAUGACUUUGAGACUUAAACGAGACAAAGAAGAAAAACACGCACUCGUUUUUUCUCGUUAGCAGCGACUGACAGCCUGAGGCGGCUCUGCGAUCACUGUCUCUGGUAUUUACAGUAACGUCAGGCUUAGUGCAUAAAUGCAUGAAGUAAUGUAAGCGACCCCUGCUGACCUGCAUGACAAACACAGAUGGUCUCACAGUGUCAUGUUGAAUCAAGAGCAGUGACUCAGAGUCACCCACACCUUUACCCUGUGAUAGAACAUCGUCAGUAAUAACGCUCUGUUAGUACUGGAAUUACUCAGUGCUUAUGGGCCACAUUAAAUCACGAUCAGGGAGGAGACCCGAGCUUUAAGUCCAACUGUGUUUCAUCAUUAACACACUUAUGGGCUCAGCUGAGUGUGCGGCACACUCACACCCAGCGCUGUGUGCCUUAAAACUGCUUCUACGUGCAAGGGUAAGAGUAGGUCUGUAAUUAAAUGAUAUUAAAAUUUAAUGCCCAGCCAUUAAAGUGCUGAAAGAAAGAAAGUAGAAGUCGAUCUUUAGCAGAAAGUUCAGUGAAAAUGAGCCAGACAGUCUGUUCUUUUCUGGUCAAUUAUUCCUGCAGAUGUGAGCGAGCUUAAAAAACAGUGAAACAGAGAAGUGGGUUUCUUUUCUGGAGGGGAAGGAUGUUCAGAAAUGAAGCAAAAGCAUCAGGUAGCUGUGAUGUAUCAGUAACAGUGAAGUCACAGCUGUUCAAACCUGAUAUUCUUUUAUUAUAACCAGGAGAAACGUUUCCUCCUUCACUCCCCGUUGACCUUUCCUCUCCCUAAUCUCCCCCAAGGCCACAUCACCUACACCCCCCCACCACACUUUCCCCUUUGUGUUACAUAAGACCUGCUCUGUUGGAGGAGUUACAGCACAUCCUCCAUCCGUGUUGGAGCGUUUCACUGUGUGUGUGUCACACAGUAUGAACAGGCUGCACUGUUCCUCCACAUGUUCAAGUCCAAGUCCUGAAUUUCACAUCACUGCAUCCAAACGUGCGUGCUGUUUAACUGGCUUCUUGACGGCGUGACAGAUUGUGUUUGCAUUCAGAAAGAACAGAUUACAGAGGAGGACAGAGAGAGAGAGAGAGAGAGAGAGAGGAGGAGGAAAAUAUCGUCUCCAGCUGACGGAGGCGAACAGAAACGAUGAAAUAUCGCGACGGUUUGUUGACAGCAUGACAGCUAAAUUAUUGUUCUAAUGGCAUACAGAAGGAAGGGGGGGGACUCAGUCUACCCUGAACAGUCUUCUGGAGACCUGCUGGGAGUGACACAGACGAGGACAGAGGUGGAAGGAGACAGCCAGAGACGACUUUGAGCUCAGGAGAUGAAACAGAGACCCUCCGCCUGCUGCGCCCUCCCCCUCCACUGAGAGAUAAUACUAAUGACUUGUCCUGUGGCCUGUGGCUUCUCAUUAUGGCUCUGCUGUGGAGAGCCUUUAACAAACACACGCACACACACACACACACACACACACACACACACACACACACACACAGACAGUAUGUCUUAGCGUCAGUGCGGGCACGUUUGAUCUCAACCUGCGUCAUCUCUCAGCCGAACGGAUCCGACCCGGUUCUGAGCAGUUUGUAAAAUCAUACGACCAAGAAGUUUGAAGCAGCUCCGGUCAAUAAUUUUAACACGACUCCCAUAAAACCGAGAGUCUGAGUCACAGAGAUGUUUCAGAUCUAUCAGGGGUGAAAGGAAGAAGACUCGACAUGCAGCUUUCUGUGCAGGUCGGUCUGUCUGCCUGUCUGCCUGUCUGUCUGUCGGUCUGUCGGUCUGUCUGUCGGUCUGUCUGUCUGUCUGUCGGUCUGUCUGUCUGUCUGUCUGUCAGUCAGUCAGUCUGUCUAUCGGUCUGUCUGUAGUGGAAGUGUGUCUUAUACACAGGAUUUGGUGGCCAACACUGAGAGAGUACUUUAGCUCUGAUGAACAGGCAGAUACUUUGAAGGAAACCAGACUCACGGGUAGACAGCCAUCUGCCUCAGCUGUAAGACGUCUGCUGGACUCCUGGAGAACUUUGAGGAGUCUCAGAAUUCUUCAUAACUCAGGUGAAACGAGGUUAUGAGCUUCAGUAUCCCUACUGAACACGCAGACACAACCUGGACUCGAUUUCCGAUCGGGUCGAUUGAUGAUGGACUAAAUCUAUGUGGAUGUAUAUUUCUAAACUCUGAGCUUUGAGUCGAGGUUGUUAAAGCUCACCUGGCAGAGAGAGAGAGAGAGAGAACUAAACAGUUGUUGUUGUUGUUGUCGCUCAGUGAUGAAUUUUUCAGCUCAACAGGGUCAGCUGUCCCAUUAGCUGCAUUGCUGAGAUCUAUGGUGAAGUUGGGAAAUUACUCGCUGACACGCUGCAUGGUGUAAAUCUAUUGUAGGCUGUUUGCGGAGAGCUGAGGGUCCGUGAAGACGCUCGUGGUCUGGGUCUGGAUUUACAGCCGGGUGUCCUGUGGGGGUGUUUUGGGUGUAAUUCAAACAUGUCUGAUGGAAAUUGCUUCCUUGAAAACCGCUAACUUAUUUCCUCUCCCUUCUCCUCGUACCCUCAUAGGCUUCAGGGCCCACUCCCUCUCAUUCAUCAGCCCGACACGCGCUGUGAUCUGUUAAACCGCACCUUUACCGAUCUAAAGCAAAGCACGAGGAUUCAUGUGACGAUCACGUCCAGACACUCUGAAGACCGAGAGAUAAUCUAAGAAAUGAAGACGCAGCGUGGCAGCUCCUCGACUUCGGCGGCUUUUCCUGCUUUUUAAACAGGCGCUGAACGGCAUCGAGACGAAACCCGAGAACAACAAUCAAACACACAAGUGUCCAAAUCUUCGUCCUGAGAGCUCAGAGCACGUUUCUGCAGCACAACACGGAGGGAUGAGUGAUGGGAGCAACGAAUGCACUCAAGCACACAACCUGUAGAUGAGAUCCUGAGUGUCAGUCUGUCCCGGUUCUCUGAAGUGUUUGAACAUCUCAUUUUGUGACUCACUUGUUUUCUUCACUUUCUUGCUGAGAGUUAAAUUGAGAGUUUUGAUUCCACUUUGCUGUGUUCGGCAGAUAAAUAACCACCAUAAGCCGAGUUAGAUUAACAUAAACGCUGGAAACAAAGAAAAGCUACCGCCGCUUUCCCCGCUCGCUAUUUUCAAUGUGGACCCUCCCGUUUCCAAAGGCUCUGAACUCUGAUACCGACACCGCAGAGGUUUCUUUGUCUCCUGAAUUAAACUGGGAACGAAGAAGCUCGGCUGACCUUCACUCCGACCUUCUGAAGACGUGAUUGAGUGGAGGUUUGGGCCGCUUUGGCGAGGAUAUGCCUACUAGCUUGAGUGAAGUAGAAGUCUGCAGAGAUGGUCUGCUCCUGCUGUAACACCAACAACAAAGUUCUCGACCUUUCAAAUGGUUUUCAGACGGUGACAAAGUGAAAUCUCCCACUCUCAAACCGUGCUAACACUGGGCUCCUGGAAACCAAACUAAUAUUUUCAGGCGGGACUGAGUGAGCGGUCGCCGUUACAUGAAGAUGUGAGUGAACGGAGAACCUGAUGGACGAACAUCGAUGCUUCUCUCCUCUCCUAGAUUUGAUCAGAUCUCAGAAUUAUGAUCGAGAUUUCGUGCUGUAGUUCUGACGUCUGCGUGCGUGUGCGCGCUCUCAGUCUUAUUAACGCCGUUCUUACAUUAUCAUCAGCCGCUCCACGCGCUCCUGAUGAAUGAGCGUUUUCUCGGCCCUCGCCGUGGAUUCAGAUCUGUUUUGGCGUUCCCGUUAGUGCUGCAGUCACGGGGUCACUGUUGUGUAUGAGUGAAUUAUUCAUGGAGAUGUUGUUUACGUUUCCUGUUCUUAAUGUACUGCUGAUGUGAAGUCGAGCUCGUAUGUUUCAGAUGAAGAAGACAUUCAGGUGCUUACAUAAGAGAGAGAUUCAUAGAGUGUGUGUGUGUGUGUGUGUGUGUGUGUGUGUGUGUGUGUGUUCAGAUGAUGUUCUGGAUGAGUGCCUCGCGCUGCUUGGCUUGUCAUACAUGAUUCCUAAUGAGGUUUGUUCAUACAAUAGGCUACGUCUCCAGCAGUGACCCGUAUGAAUUAAACAUCAUGAAUAAUAGAUGAUCUGUAAGGGUCUUAUGUAAAGUAAGUACACUAUGUUCAAGGAGGAGCAGUUUUUUUCUUCAGUUUUAUUUCACCUCUAAUCAAACCCUCAAUUACUGCCACACAGAGGCCCCCAGACACGCUCGCUGCACGCCCUUUCUUUACUCCUUAUUUAUGCUUCUUAACUGAAGCACAUCCAGCCUAAAAGCCGCCCGUCCUCAGCCGCAGCGCUGAGCGAUGCCCUCCCCUGCAAUCAGCCACAUAUUCACUCCAAAUGAGCUGCAGGAGAGCGUCAGGGGGAGGGUGGAGGCGCAGCUGCCUGUGGUUGAGUUUGAGGGGGAUGUAAAGAAAACAUGCCUUCAAUAAGAGCCUCGGCGUGAAAACCAGGCACUGGAGUUUGGUCUGAGACAAGCUCAUUAACGUCCGUACACUUUGUCUUCAUGUCUUCUUCUGUCAACGGGACGAGGAGAGCAACAACUGAUGUGGAAACUUCUUCUUCUUCUGGCUCUAAAUGCAUUAAAAUACCCCACAGUUGUUGCUUCCUUCCACAUGAUCUGGUGCUGCUCUGCACAUGUGCGGAGAGUCUCAGUCUGCAGGUAGAUUGAUCAUGAUUCUUGAUAUUUGCAGGAGCGUUGAGAAGCAGCUGCUGUUUGUAGUUUGUUGCUGCUGUCAGGGACGCAUUAAUGUGACAGCAGGUCUGGUAGGUGUAGCAGUGACCUACGUAAGAUUAAAGAAACCAGGACAGCAUUCACUGUGUGUGUGAGUGUGUGUGUGUGAGUGUGUGUGAGUGUGUAGUAACAUGCCAGCUACCUGAGUGUAGCCAUGAAUUGAAAAUGUUCCCGGCGGACAGACGGCUGGUUCAGAGCGACGGUGGCUGAUGAAGUGACAGGCUCUUUUCUUCUCUGCAGCAGGUGCUGCGCCUCUUGUUUCCUGUUUAUUUUCCUGAGAAGAAGAAGAAGAAGAAUUACACCCUCAGGAUUAGCUUUCAUUAUCAAUCAUCUCCUGCUGAUUGAUGUUGAUUUAAUUUUUCACUGCCAGGCGAUCGAGUCCUUACUUUUUAUCACAGGUAUAAACGAAGGUCAGAGGAUGUAAAAUAAGGGUGGUAUGUCCUAACUGAGCCUGUGAAUCACAAAAAAUCAAACAAAACGAAUCAAUCUGGAGCGUGAGAGUGUGAGAGGAAAACCCUUUUAUACUGAGUAUCUGCUGCUUUUUUUGGGCGGAUGCCUCGCAGGUUUAUUCGUUCUUCCUCUGAAGCUCGGUGACCUUCUUUAAGGGACUGCUGGGUCUGUUGACUGUGUCUCUGUGUCCUCUUUCAGAUUCUGAGGUGGUGUACAGGAACUGUGACGGCCACGUCAUCAAGUUCAACUUUGAGACGAACGAGACGGAGGUCAUUCUGAGCAACAGCACCUUUGUGAGUGUUUGUGUGUGUCUGCUGUCUGAACCAUCACUGUAGUAAGCAGAGGCUUCGGUUGUUGUCGUGGAAGAGAGGACCUCUGUUACGGACUUUAACGUGGAGUAAAGUGCAGAGAAAACAAGUUUGAUUUGACUCAUAGAAAGAUGCUGAAGUCACAGAAGGCUGAUCUGCAUCUCUGGACUCUGCUUCUGUAAAUAUGAUGAACUCUCACUUCUUUCUGUUAACUCAAGUAUUUUUAUUCCAGGUAAAAAUGUUCUUUUAAUGAAAUAGAGAGGUAAUAGGGACUUUUGGAGAGCUAGGGUCCCUGGAGGUUUGAAUUAUUCUAAUUUUCAUCUUUCUAAACCCUAAAAUCAGAGUUCCUGUUCGCCUGGCUGCUCUGAGCUUGUCUAGCUGGUGUGAUUGGAUCCUCAGAGGCAGCAGGAAAACAUGUCAGAGCCGCCGACAGCACCUCAUCACUCUCACACCUGCAGAAUCACAAUAUGAUAAUAUCCUGCUGAGCGGGUCGUGUAUCCAGCUGUCGGCGCGGCGGGCGAGCCCGGGCCUUUGAGGCGCUUUUGAAUCUGCUCAGCUCACCUCAGCUCACCUCUGCACAAUCAGCAGGAAGAGAGAGAACAUGAUCAUCGGGUUUGGGAGGCAAUCAAAUCACUGAAUAGAUCCUGAUUGAGCUCCUUAAUUUACAUUUUCUGUGAUCGCACAAACAAACGUCCAGGAACAUGAAAACAUGUCAGCAUCUGUGAUCGUAUUAUCCUCUCAAUGCUUGCAUAAGCUCUCCAGGAAAACCGGAGCAGGCCUAAUUUAGCCGCUUUCUAAUUGCAUCAUUAUAAUCUGGUUAUUUCAUAACCCUCGUGCACUGUAAAAAGAUAAUCCUAAAAAAAGUCCACGUGGAGUCUCUUUUUUGAUGAAGCUGUUCAACAGGCUCUCUCUCUCUUCAUUUUGCCAAAUUUUUCCACCUCGCUGCAGCUCGUGCUUUUUAUGGUUACAUAAGUGGGAUCUGAGGAGGAUUUGAGGUCCCGUGGUAAACUCAUCAAACCAUAAAAAUCAAAUCCAACCAUCCAGCAUCCAAACCCAACAUCAGCUCGCUCAGCUUCUGGAUCUACAGCUGUCCGACCUGAGAGGCAGAGGAGGAGGAGGAGGAGACCUAAACCACGUCUUUAAGGUUGGGCGUGUGAUCGCUCAGUCCCUCUGCACAGCCGUUGAAAAGUGACUCUGGACAGGUUUGAAAUGUCGGGUGUAAAAUAUCCGUCCACCCCGUCCUCUCGCAGAAAUGUCACAACCCGCUGCAGCUCCCUCGUGGGUUUAUGGCCUUUAGUUGCUAGAUUAGUUUUCAGCCGCCACAUUGUUCGACAUUUUCAUGGGAUGAAAGCUGGAAACAUGAACAAUGUCGCUGACACAAAAAAGCAAUCACAGCCUGUCAAACCCGAACCCCGGACACCUGAGGCGUUUUCCCCCCUUUGUGUUUUUGGCUCACCGCUGCUGACAUGUUUGGAAAGUGUCCGAAGUUUUUGGUGAUUCCUGCAGCUGCUGGAACCGUCGUGGUCGUUCAUUCACAUGUUUAUUUUGACAGGGUUACUGCACCACAGUCAGGUAGUUACCUUCACACUCAGACUCUGAAGAAAAACCCAGCAGACGUCUUUGUUAUCGAGGACUUUUCUCAUCCAAAUCUCCAUCAAACAUUCGUUCAUUUUCCCCGGGUAUUUUCCAGAUUCAUCCGUCCUCUGCAGGUAUUUCACAGUUCAGCUGAUGCCUCUCUUGAUGCUCUGUGUUUGUGUUUUUUUCAGGUGUCAUUUAAGGUGGCGAAGUACUCGCUCUCUGCAGACCUGAAGUAUGCGCUCUUUGCUUACGACGUCAAACCGGUGAGCUUCGAAUGAAACGACUCUGAACUUUAUAACCUUAAAAAAACACAAACAGGUUUUAUUUCUUUAUAAUCUGCGCUCCUCCUUCCUGACGACCACACAAGCUGUGAUCGGUGUUGUUGACCGUCCUCGGCGUGAGCAGCCAUUCCUCUCAUCUCUGUUUACUCCCCAGCUGGCUGUGGUUUACAUUGUGCUGUGUGCCGUCCUCAGGGAUGCUGCCACUCACUCAUCUGCAUGCUCAAACUAAACCAAAACCAUGUAUCUGCAUGUUUGUCAUGUGCUUUAUUUAUCUGUAAAUGCAUGUAUGUUUGUUCUUGACUCAGGUUUAAAAGGUUAAGUUUUUUUCUGAAUACUCUCUCGUUCUGCACCACCUGCUCCGCACAGGUGUCUGUUUAUUUGUUGAGUUUCUGUUUUGUUAGCCUUUUCGAGUGUUCAUCUUUGCAUUGCGGUUCUGUGUUUGUCGGUGUGUUUCUCUGUCUGUUAACACUCAGUCACCCACUGCUAGGCAUUCCUCUCUUCUCAAAGUCAAGGUUUUUCUAUUGAUUUUUAGAUUUGUUUGCAAACAGAUGGAUCGAGGCGCAGGUUUGGGAACGCUGCUGCUGCAGGAGAAACAGAGGAGGACGUCUGUUUGUCCCGCAGUAUCCUCUGUAAACAUCCUCAGACAUCACAAACACGUUCACGGGCCUCUCAGUGGGAUACAUUUAUGCAAAAGAAAAGUAUAUAUAGAGACAUUGAUUUUCUCUCCUCCUCCUCUGCAUAUGGAGCCUAAUUGAUUGCACUUUGGUUUUAUUUGUUGCCAGGGAAACAUGAAUUCCCCUGGAGGUAUGAGACGUAGGAUAACCCACCGAGAUUUAGCUGCUCUUAAUUGAAUUUUUUCACUCAUUGCACCGAGUGUGUAAGAGAAUCAGCUGUGCAGGAAGCAUGUUACACCCUCCAGCAGAGAGUUCAGAGUUUGUCUCAAACUUUUUAUUGAUCCAGACUUCCUCUACGAACACGUCAGGCUGCGUUGGACUGAAAAAGUGCACAAAUAUAAUGGAGUUUAACGCUGAAGUUUUAAUUUUCUGCAGACAGGAUAUCUUUGAGGAGAUGAAACUCUGCUAUUGUUGGUCGGUUCACUCAUCUCCACGUUUAUCAGCUAUUUGUCUGUUUGACUUCAUAUGUCUGCUGCUGGUUCCUCACAUCUCUUAGUUUUCAUGUAACAAUCUCUAUUCCAGCUGCACCGCUUUAAACAUACAUGUUCUGGGUUUAAAACACAGGGUUGAUCUAUUAAUACUAGUGAUGCACGAUAUGAAAAAUUUCAACCGAUACCGAUAACCGAUAAUUUUCUUCUUCUCAUGGCCGAUACCGAUACCGAUAACCGAUAAAUUCAUAUUUUGACAUUUAUUAUAAUCUUCAUAUAAUCUGCAGUUUGUGCAGGAUGCAGCGAUUGAAAACUGAUGUUUUUGUUGCUCUGGCCUAUCUAGAACAACAAACAAAAGUUUUUGGCUCUUCAAAUGUGGUCAUUUGCUAUAAAUAACAAUAACAGAGCAAAAAGCAGAACUUCAUUUGAUCCCCUGAACUGUUCAACAGAACUGUAAACUGUAAAGGAGCUAUUAUGAGACGUUAGGCUUCGCAUGCUGACCGGACUAACAUCUGACGUCCAUAUGUCUGUGGUAAAACUCACGUGUAGUCCGUUCUUGUCGAUCAGGUUGUGAAUGUAUGUGGCGACAAUAUCAUAGAGUGCAGGAAGAGACACAUCCGAGAAGAAGCGGCGGCUUGGGAGAGUGUAACGUGGCUCCAAGUGUGCUAUUAACUUGCGAAAACCCGGGUUCUCAACGACGGAAAAAGGCUGGUCUGAACUCCAUCACUUUGUCGUUAAUGGCUUUAGCCUUUUCGCUGUCUCUUGAGAAGCUUUUGCAGUUUUUAAACGCCCGCUGAAUGGGGACAUCGAUCCUCCGUAGUGUUGUUGUCUUAGCUUUAGUACCGCUAGCAGCUUCGGCGGCUGUCUCAUAUUCUUUUACUACCGCUUCGCCGCGAUGGCGACUUUUCAGAUGAGCUAUCAGAUUCGCUGUGUUAAUACUUGACGUCUUCUUUCCUCCUCUCGGAAUCCUCGCUGAACAGGUUUUGCAUAUAGCAGCUGUUGUCAUCUUCUGCCACUGAGAGAAACGACCAUGCUGGUGAAGACAUUUUAUUAUCUGUCAGGUAGUGACGGGGUCAGGCUUGGGACCUGCGAGUAAGGCGCGAUAGAUGACGUAACCAGCGCGUCUCGGACGGGCGGCUACUCCGCCUGCAAACGUUACUCGUAAUUUCAUUAAUAUAUCGGAUCUUUCUAUCGGAAAAAUGCACCUAUCGGACCGAUAAAAAAUGACGUAAUUUUCCCCCCAAAUCGGCCGAUAUUUUAUCGGUCCGAUAAAUAUCGUGCAUCCCUAAUUAAUACCUCAUUAAACCUGUUCAACAUCGAGGUCAACAGAUUUCUCUGAUUUGUUUUCUGGUUGUUUAUCUGGAAAGUCUUCAUCUCUUUAGUUUUAACAGCCGAAUGUUUUUUUUUCUGUUGUGAGGAAAUCCACUAAACUAAAUCACAGUUUGGCAUUGAAAUAAAUCAAGAGCUUUUGGUAUUCAGUCUGUCUGCCUUUAAAACCCAUUUUCGGUUGUUUCUCUGUUUUCCGUAGAUUUUCCAGCUUUAUUUGUUGCUCCGCUGACUUUGUUCCCACUCGUGGAGGUCCGGGGUUUCUCUCUGGCCCUGAGGUUUCACAAACAGAUUGAUGUUUGCAUUUUGUGAAGAGUUUAUCUCUCUUGUUGCAGAUGUACAGAUAUUCCUACACCGCCUCUUACAUUGUUUACAACAUCUACACCAGGUGAGCAGCUUUCUCUGGUGGGGACAGAUCUCUGACUGUUUGGAUGAAACCAUUUCAGCAUCUGACGCACGUACACGUCCGGAAACAGAUGGCUGCUGAUGUAUUUCUUUUUGAUUGUGUUUCAGGGAAGUUUGGGAGUUAAACCCUCCGGAGGUGCACAACGCGGUGCUCCAACACGCAGCGUGGGGAAGACAAGGACAGCAGCUGGUGAGGCUGAGCGUCUCUGUCGUCGGCUUUUUCUCGUCUUACUGUCUUUUAAUGAAAAACCGCGCUGCCUCCGCUCUCUGGAGAUACUGACUCCAUCAGUUCCGCCUUUAUUUCUCACAGUAUAGACUCUGUUUACAUCCUCACAGAGCUUAUUUCUGCUCUUCUGUCUGCGUCGAGAAGUCAGGCACAGCUGCAGGUGACCUAAAUUUGACAUCAUAACACACUGAAGGUGAACGGAGAGCUGAGCAACAACCUGCGUCUCUGAGAAAGACGACAGAUAAAUGAUGGAGUCGUGGUUCAGGAUGCUCAUGAUCGUGAUUGUAAUGUCACAGGUGCAACAGGUGUAACGGAGCUAACAGGAGAGUUUGGGAGCUGUCAGUCAAACACAGUCUGCAGCACAGAAUCACAGUCCUGGAAGAAACGACGACUGAAGCGAAAAAAGGAAAAUCUCCAGAGAGCAGACGACAUUAAGAAAACAAGCUGCUGUUCAGGACCGUCAGAAACAUUCGGAUAUUUCUACAUCAGAGUCAGGACCUCAGAGUCAGGACCUCAGAGUCAGGACCUCAGUCAGGGCGCUGUUGUUUGGACAGAGAGUACGAUCAUUUCUGCUGCUUUUACCUUCAGUACAGUUCGGUGUUUUACUGCAGGUGGAGGCCGUAUUUUCAGCCAUUCUCCAACAUAAAUACUAAAUCUUUAACUGGAUUUGUCUGCAGGAUUUGCAUGAUGUUGCUGUGUGACUUUUAUCCACAUGGAAACGAGGUGAAAACUGAAUUGAGAGGACUCGGGAUGUUGGAGAUCAUGCAGGAUGUUGUGGGCUGAUCAAAUGCAAAUAGAAAAACAGUGAUGAAGGAGGAGGGGUGAACAUGUUUUAUCAUGGCGUAGGAAGAUAGAGCAGUAGGAUUUAAUGUGAAAAACAACAUCUUUAUAUUUGAGAGAAAAUGGAGAACAUCAAAGUGACGAGGAAACAGUUAAUAAAGUUUAUUUUAAGAAUCUCUUUCUUUUCUCUCCAGAUCUACAUCUUUGAGAACAACAUCUACUAUCAGUCGGACGUGAGGAGUAACUCUCUGAGGAUCACCUCCUCGGGGAUGGAGGGAGUCAUCUUUAACGGACUCUCUGACUGGCUCUAUGAAGGUGGGUCCAGACUGAAGAUGUCAAACUAAAUAAAUUAUUUUCAAAGUUAAUGUCAGAAAGUUCCUGAACCUCUGUGAGCUGCUUCAGGCUGAAACUUCCUGUCCUCUCUUCCUUUGGCGUCGGCGAGGAGACAGACAUGUUUGAUUAUCAGUGAGGGAUUUUCAGUCUCCCCGCCAUCCUCGGUCCGCCUGUUUAAAGUCUUUCACAGAUUUGUCUUUAGCAUUAAAACCGCAGCAGAGCCGCCCAGACAAACCAAACAGAGCGGCGAUGAGAAAUCAGCCACAAGCCUCUCCGAUCCAUUAAGUCUGUGUGUAAACAGAUUCAGCCAUGAUGUGAUGGUCGCUGCAGUUUGCACAAACGCAGGCUGAUGGGAACAUUAUAGAAUCAUUUCUGUUUGCACGGCUCCUGCCGAGCUGUGAGCUCUCUCCUCGUUUGGUUUUCCACUGUUACCAUUUGGCUGAUGUUUUUACAGGAGAGGAGAGAGCAGGAGGAGCGUUAAAUACUGCUUCAACAAUCAAGAACACAGUCUAACAAUAACCACCACGAAGAAGAGAGACGUCAGAGAGAAUCCUGAAAAUGUCUGAGAGAGGAUGAGAAAACUCUGUGUCUGUAUUUUCACAGAGGAGGUUCUGCGCUCACACUUGGCUCACUGGUGGUCCCCUGACGGAGAGAGACUGGCUUUUCUCACCCUCAACGACACCCUGGUACCAAACAUGGUCCUGCCCCAGUUCACCGGCACCGCCUACCCUAAAGGACUACAGUACCCGUAUCCCAUGGUCAGUCUGGACUCUGCAGAGGGAUUAUCCAUCACUUCAUUCACUGACCUGCAGCAUGAUUUCAGUUCACACACGUAUAUUCAGUGUUUUUUUUAAUUUAAUCUCAGUGUGAAACAGAAACAGUUUGAAGGAGCAGCUGAUGAACUUUCCUCAGACUCAGGAUCAGCCUGAACUUUAAUCUUGUGUGUUUCUGUCAGGCCGGCCAGAUCAACCCUGCUGUCAGGUUAUCGGUGGUCAACCUGUUUGGGGCGACUCACACUCAGGAGCUGCAGCCUCCGGACCAGUUUAGACACAGGUAACUCACACAGGAGUCCAGAACACACGGACCACGUAGUCCCAGUCUGACCCCCCAGUCUGACCCCCCAGUCUGACCCCCCACCGCGUGUCUCCUCCUCAGGGAUUUCUACAUCACCAUGGUGAGGUGGAUCAGUAACACUCACCUGGCGGUGCGCUGGCUCAGCCGGCCCCAGAAUGCUUCACUGCUGACGGUGUGUGACGCCACGAUUGGAGCGUGUGUUCAGGUGAGCGUCGGAUUAUACAGAUAUCUGUAACCGCACCUACAACCAAACCGCCUGAUUGGUCGUUGAGUUAAAGGAGUUUAAAGUUUGUCCCACAUUAAAAACAAUAACGUCUAAUGAUAUGAUUCGUUUGCUUCUGUCUGAUCCAGAGACACGGGGAGUCUUCAGACACGUGGCUCUCCAGACAGGUAAACAUAGAAACACUCUGAUAGCAUCUCCAGCUGCUCUACAGCCUCUUCAGAACCAUAUACGCUGUUCCAUUAUUGAGGCAGAGACUCCGGGACGCGUUCAUGCGUACAGUCAGCUCUCCGUUUGUGUCUGCAGAGACAGCAGCCGCUCUUCUCCAAGGACAGGAGCAGGUUCUUCCUCACGCUGCCUGUCAAACAAGGAGGGCAGGGAGAUUUCCAGCACAUCACCAUGUUCACCAGAAAGGUGACGGGGAGAAAUACGUCACCCUCUCUUUGGGUUUACGAUUAUCUGCUCACUGCAGAAAAUGUUCAUUUGAUUGAAACUGUUUCUUUUUCAGCUACGAAGUGACCAGGAUGAAAUUCGACAUUUGACCUCAGGAGACUGGGAGGUCACAAACAUCGUGGCUUACGAUGAGAACGACCAGAUCCUGUGAGUUUCAGUUUCAAUGACGUUAAAUCUAAACUCAGUCACCUUCCCUCCCUCUCCGUGAACUCGCCUUAUUUCUGCAAACAUCAGUGGAAACCUUCUCCGUGUUGAGUUUAACACGCUCUGUAAGCUGCAGGGUUCAUGACUGUGUAAAUCCGUGCAGCGAUGAGGGGAGGUGGAUGGAGAAUGGAUCUGUGACCUUGUCCUACUUUCUCCUCUCUUUUCUCUCAGAUACUUCAUGAGCACCGAGGACUCGGCUCAGCACAGACACUUAUACAGGUGAACCAACCAAUCACAGUCUGUCUCUGCAGCCUUUUCAUCCAAACGCUCAUUUUUAACUCUGUCCUUCCGCUCUUUCUCUCCCCUCUCACAGCGUGUCCACGCUCGGGCUGUUUCCACGCCGAUGCCUCACCUGUGGGCUGAAGGAUGAGUGUUUGUUCUUUGAUGCUGAUGUCAGUCCAGAUGCUCAGCACGCCAUCCUGCACUGCAGAGGUCAGAGAAAGGCAGAGCGGUGAUUUAUGUGAUGUUUAAGAGAUAUACGUCAGCCUCCUGACAAAAUACGAUGACAAAGAAAGGAGCGAGUUCAUUCAGGUGCCACUUUUAGAAGAUACUGCUCCAUGUUGGCGGUGAGGAGGAGAGGGAGUCGUGUCCAUUAGAGUCCCGCUGGUUCUCAAAGACAAUAAAAACCUGCCCGUUAAGUCGAGUCGGGUCUCUAAAGGGCCGUCUCCAGCUCUCUGCCUCUGAGCUUCACGUUUUCAUCAUCGUCAGAGGGUGUGUGUUGGUAAAGCAGAGGGACAGAGAGAGGCAGUUUAACACGUGUGUGCUGCAGAUUGAUCAGAGUAAACGUGAUCAAUCACUGUGAUAAAUCAAUCAUCGUUUCAGGACGUUGUUUUAUCUUUCCUGUGGAGUGUCGUCCUCCUCCAUGGACUCGUGUUUCCAGACGAUUCUUCACACUUGAGGAAUGAAUCUAAAGAAACUCUAUUUCUCUGUCGUCUCCCCCUGCAGGUCCCGGGGUUCCAGCUGUCCUCCUCCUAAGUUUUGACGACAUCGACUGUAAGUUUUAGUUCUCCUCUCUUUCCGUUUGUUGAUUUUGCGUCUGUGCAGAUGUGCCUCUGCUCUGAAAUGGAAAAUAAUUUGCAGCAAUUACGUCUCGUCGUCUCAUUUGUGUGAAAACAUCAGCAGCUGUUGGAUUUGGUGUUCUGCCAAAUUGAGCGGGUUUGUACAUUUCAAGAUGUUUAAUGUUUUUCACUCUUUAAACGGCUGCGAUUCGUCUUCUGGAUCGUUGUUUUGGACGGCGCACAGUCAGCGCCCGUCUGAUUUAUUGAUGGAUUAGAGAGAAAAAUUCAGUUAAAAGCUGUUUGAAAGGAUAACAAGUCCCAACCAUUUCACUUUUUCACCUCCUGCCAUUUAUGGACUCCAAAUAUUUCACAUAUGAAGCAGCUGGAAGUGAAAUAUUGAGAACGUUGUUAUUAUUUAAUGGUACAAGUGCAGAACAGGAAGACCGCCUGCCACUGUACAUGGAUUAGUGGUUAUAAAAUAAAGAUGGAGUCGUGCUCCUCCAUUGAAGUGGAUCACACGCUCAAUAUUUCAUGUGAGCUGUUAUCUUUAGGUCACCUAUACAAAACAUGAAAAUAUGAUGAUGUUAUUUUAUCCUGGUGAAGUCCAAAGGUGAUAUAAAUACUGAAGAUCAGAUCCAUCAUCUGUCUGUGUGCCGUUUCCGUUUUAAAAAACUCUUUUUGAGCUUUUAGGUCUUUAAUAAACGGGAUUUUCUUACUUCACAGCAUAUUUCAUCUUGGAGAACAACCUCCCUCUGCGGUCGGCGCUGGAGAAGAAAAAGACGAUCCAGACGGAAACACGGACGAUCAGUAACGACAACUUUGGUACGAAUGAUCUGCAGCUGACAGCCUCGUUCACAAACCACACACAUCCUCAUGAGACCGAGCUGCUCAGAGGACGAAGUGGACGAGCUGCUGCGUGUGUGUGUGUGUGUGUCCUCUCCUUCAGUAAACGUGUGUGUUCUCCUCCUCCUCCUCCUCUUCCUGCAGAGCUGCUGCUGAAGCUCAUCUAUCCUCCAGACUUCUCCGAGUCCUUCCUCUACGGCCUCCUGCUCGUGGUGUAAGCCGGCUGCUCUUUAUUACUCUGACACCGUCUGCGGAGCUGCGAGCUCACACAGCUCCUCUCCACCUGCAGGCUGUUCAGAAGUUCACCAACAAACACUUAGAAGCUGAUUUUGAGGAUUUUCUGUGAAACCAAAAACAGAGGAUGUUGGAGAGGAGAAUCACGGUGGGUUUUUACUCUCUUCUCGCAGUGGCAGCUCUCCAGGUGAGCAGGUGGUUACAGAGGAGUUCCGGCUGGACUGGGACUGGGUCCUGGUGGGUUCAGAGCAGGUCAUCGUAGCCCGGCUGGACGGCAGAGGGUCAGGGUUCAGAGGUCAAAGGUACAGAAAGCAGGACGGACUUCCUGUUGAAGGUUCUGGUGUUGACUUACUUCAUUUUUAACUCGUUGUUCUCCUCCUCCUCCUCCAGGAUCUUACAGCAGGUCCAUCAGGGUCUGGGCUCCGUGGAUGCAGAGGACCAGAUCCAAGCUCUGGAGUACGUAACAUGUUCAGUAGAUCUGUUUCAAUAACUCAGAGAGCGAGGAGGAUUUUUCUUUUUCUUAGAGACUCAUAGUUGAAGCUGCUUCUGUCAGAGCGCAGACUCUGAAUCAGCUGUUUUUAAAGGAGGUGUAGAUGGACUCUGAGAGUAUCGGGCAGAUGUUGUUGUAUCUCUGGAGUGUAUCUGGACAUCAAAAAUCUGCACGUGAGGAUCAGGAGACGCCUGGUUCUUGAGUGUAUUCAGGGAUGCUGUUUUCUCCAGUUUUUCACUGCGCCGGUUUGUAGAUCUAAAACGCAGCAGUGGGUGCUGUGUGUCUCCGUCUCUCAUUUCUUUUCCCAGCGAUGCUCUCUCCCAUGAUCAGUGAAGGCAUCACAGGAGAGAGGCGGUAAUCCUCUGCAGCUCUGACCUUCGACCUCCUCACUCUUGGUGUCUGUGAAUCCGAACUCUUUGUUUCUAAGCGCUGUGAUUGAAACCGCUCCUCUUCUGUCCCGUUCAGGUACCUGACGAAGCUGCCGUUCAUCGACCGCACUCGUGUCGGCGUCUUUGGAGAGGUUCGUCACUCAUCUUUGCUGUACCGCUGCUUAAUCACUGAGGCGUUUCUGGACGUCCUUCGAUGAGGGUUUAGAGUCAGCGGGAGAACUUGAAAGUUUUUAUUGAAACUUUUCUGAAACACUAAGAAAAAAACUGUAGAUGAUGUAAAUCUUACUCUUGGUAUGUUUUAGGUCUUGACUCCUCGUUUACAGCUGAAGAGACUUUUUAUUAUCAUUUUAAGAGACAGAAGAGACGAAAAAAGUGGAGUGAAAAGAGUUUUUUGUCUCCGCUGUUUCCUGAUGACUGAUCUGAGUUUCCGUGAACCUGACAGGACUAUGGAGGCUUCCUGACCCUGAUGAUGCUGAAGUCGACAGAGAAGCUGAUCCGCUGUGCUGCAGCUCAGGCUCCUAUCAUCGACUGGUCCAUGUACGGUGAGUCAAAUCACACGUUUCCUCUUCUGAACACAGCGGCGACGAGGCGACUGUUUAUUACCUCUGCUGCCUCACCCACAUGUUUAUCCUGCACACUGCUUUGUCUGGGUAUCUCAACUUUAAUCAUCUCCAGGUCCUGCUCGGGGGAUUCAGUCUGGUUUCUUCGUUUCUGUACGUCAGAGAAGACAAUGCUGUGCUUUUACCUCCGUCUGCAAUAAAAGGAUCUCUAGAAGCAGAAAAAGACCGAUUUGAACAUGUGAUCGUGUUUUUAGUUCAGCAUCUUCUUGUUAAACUCCUAAAAACACUCUUCCUCUCUUUCCUCAGCUUCUGCGUUCUCAGAGAGAUACCUCGGCUCGCCCUCAGCUGAGGAGAACAAAUACACCGUGAGUCGUUUUUACCAAUCCUCUCAAGUUUACCUGAAACAUAAAGGCCACAUUUACCAUAUCAGACAAAAUCAAGGUCGGACUUGGUACAAAAUUCAGGUUCAGUGUUUUUCCAGAGAGUCUGAGUUUUCUACCUUUUUAUUCGGUGAAAUCUUUCACGGCGGCGCUAAAGGUCAGACUUAAUGAAAACACACUCUGCUCUGGUUCUCCUCACAAACACACGGUCCAAAAUAAAGAGAGAACGUGACCCGCAGCAUUUCUGCUCCAAAAUAUUUGUCCUUUGCUGCACUGGAGGAGAAAAACACACGGACGUGGAAAAGCGCCCGGGGCAGAGGCUGAAAGAGAAAAAUUACACUAUUGUCCUCUGGUUGAAGGUUGCAGUCGGAGUGUUUUUCCUCUGAAGUGGGUUGGCUUUCCUUUAACUGGGCCAGAGGACGCUAUUUUUGUGACUCUCACAGCUGGAGGUCUGACGGGGGACUGGGGGGGUCUGCUUUCAAUGACACCACAGAAGAAGAAAAUGUGUCACCAUGUGAUCAGACGAUAAUCAGCAGGACGCCAUCACUCAGCCCGUCCUCGGAGGUUUUAGAGCCGUCCUCCUGCUGGUUUGAUCCCCCCCAAAAAUAAAAACCUGAUUGAUGAUCCAGAUUGAUCCAAAAACAUCUGCAGCAACAGACAGAAACACAGUUCUCCAUGUUUCAUUUUCAUUCAUGGUCAGGUUCCUCCGCGCUGCAGAGGUCGACUCCAUUCCUCUCCUCUGGGACAGAAAUGGUCUUAAAAUAGUCUUUAUGAGCGCUGUGGUCAGUUUCUUCAUUUCUGUUACUGACGACUCACCGCAGAGUAAUUAAGACACUUUCAUUUAGAUGAGAAGAUCCAGACAGUUAAAGAUUUUAACCAUCUGUGACUCAGACAAGGAAGCAUGAAGUGAGAAUGAGACAAGGUCAUCAUGUGGCUGCUGGACUGAGCGCGACCAGAACCACUUUUAGAACAUUCUUCAGAACCACCUUCAGAACAACCUUCAGAACCACCUUAGAACCACCUUAGAACCACCUUCAGAACCACCUUAGAACCACCUUAGAACCACCUUCAGAACCACCUUCAGAACCACCUUCAGAACAACCUUAGAAACAACUUUCAGAACCACCUUCAGAACAUUCUUCAGAACCACCUUCAGAACCACCUUCAGAACAUUCUUCAGAACCACCUUCAGAACCACCUUCAGAACCAUCUUCAAAACAACCUUAGAAACAACCUUCAGAACAACCUUCAGAACAUUCUUCAGAACCACCUUCAGAACCACCUUCAGAACCACCUUCAGAACCACCUCCCUGUUCAGGAGAGUUUGUGUUUUUGUUGAAAACACCAUAAAAUAAUCAGAUUUCCUCAUCCCUGUUAAACAUUAAAGUGGAUUUCAGCUCUUUGGGACCAAACCGGGCCAGCAGGUCUGACCUGUUUCUACCUUGAAAAAAACCCUCAUUAAUGAGUCUUUGUUGUGUGCAGGCGUCCAAAGUGCUGUCCAACAUGAAGGGUCUGCAGGGAGGGACUCUGUUUCUGGCUCACGGCACGGCUGACGGUACGAGCGUCUGUUCGCUGAUGGAGAGAGUUUUUAAGUUUGACCUCCAUGAAGCUGCUGCUGAGUUCAGCCCUCUGACACACAUUUCUCUGAUUUCCUCCACAGCAAACGUCCAUUUUCAGCACUCUGCAGAGCUCAUCAAACACCUAAUAAAGAUCGGGGCCAACUACACUAUGCAGGUAAAUACUCCACAUAUUAGUGGAGACACAGAGGGUGACGACAGACAGCCUCAUAAGUUUCUCUUUUUAACCUCACUGCUCAUUUUGAGUCUAAACAUGAAGAUGAUCCAGUGAAUCAUUUCAAAACAAAACCAGAGAAUAAAAACGGAGAAUAAAAACGGAGAAUACUCAGAGAUAGAGAAGUUUUCAGCUGUGGCUGCUUUAGCUGAUUGACGAGAUUUUAAUCACUUCCCAAUGUCCGUUCUUGGAUUUAAAGCUCCGUCUUUGGCUCAUAAAGCUUUUAUUGAAGACACUCAGCCUCCGUCACACAGACAUAAAACCAAAAACAAGGAUUAUUCCUCUUCAUGAUUCAGGAAUAAUCUCAGCUCCUGACUCUCUCUCUCAUCCCUGCUCCGGUCUGCAGAUGAAUUCGGCUCGUUCGUGUAGUUCUCAUGCUGAAGUGUUAAACAGGAGCUAAACAAACUUUCCCUAAAGAUGACAAAGACUGUGUUUGUGGGUCCGAAGCUCCAGAACAAACCCACAGUUUAAGUGGACCUGAGUCCGGACGGAUUGGUGAUUUAUUCUGGUUUCAAGAGCUAAAUUGUUGUUUUCCUGACAGGAUUGAUGGUUUAGUGUCUGCUUUACUCGUAUAUCUCUCGUGUUUUUCCCGCAGAUUUACCCAGACGAGGGACACUUCCUGUCAAAACGCAGCCGCGUCCAGCUGACUCACUCCCUAAUUGGUUACUUUAGAGGAUGUCUGCUCGACGCGUCGUCAUUACUCGACCAGGAAAAGAGGGACGACGAGUGAGAGGCUGCGUGUGCGUGAGUUUGUUCUUGUCAGUGUGUGUGUGUGCGUGCGUGUGUGUGUGUUUUAUACUUGUAGCACAAACAUUUGAGGGACGACACGAGCUUGUUUUUGGCGUACGGGACUGAAUCUGUCACACCAUCCAGUCACCGGGGGCAGUAAAGAGAACAGAGUAGAUUAGACUGGUUUUAAUGGCGUCUCUCAGCACAGUCUUAAAUGUGAAAUGAGCACAGAUUAUGGUGCACUAUCACACCUGUUGUGUUUCAUUUGUGUUAUGUGCUUUUUUGAAGCCUAAAUGUCAUUAAAGUAGGACGAAGGUAAAAACGGUAAAAAUGAAGAUGAAACUCCCUCAGAGGGAAAAGUGUAAAUUUAAAACCGGAUCAUUUUGCACUUAUUUCUAAAACUCCUAAAUCCUGUUUUUGUUUCUCCUGGUAGAUUUACUGACGGACUGUCGGAGCCGUUUCUCUGAGUGUUUCUGUUGAAAUGCUGUUUGACAUCCAACUCUUCCUGUCCACAAACUUUUCUCUCACAAACACCCGUUCAAAGUUUCACCGACCUCCACCACAUCCAGGGUAGUCCUGUAUUAUUGACCUGUUUCAUCGCCGUCAUUGUAACCUGAAGACUUGUAUAUUUUUGGAGAUCCACUCGAGUGUGUGUGUGUGUUUUUAUGUGAUUUAGCGGCAGGUGUACAGAGUUUAAGUUUGACAUAUUUAUAUCAGUGUUUCUACUGAGCUGUGAUUAUCGUGUCAGCGGUCCUUUUGAGAAAUAAAAAUCACUCUUUCUGCAGAUUUCAUGAGAUUACCAACGUUUCAAACUCACCUGAGCAGGUUUAUCAGAGAUGGACCGUCAGUUCUGCUGACUCAGACUUUGUGCUGUUUUAUUUUCGGAUGGUCACAGAAUUAUUUUUGCUAUUUAUUUCAAAUGUUUUUAUAUUUUCUACCAGUUGCCAAAAUCCACUUAAAGGUUGUAGAAUAUUUAUUCAGCUGUUGCAGAAACUUGAAUUCACACUCACGCUAACUGCUGUAGAGGAUGAAUCAUCUCAAGUGCAAUUUCUCUCCACUUUGUGCUUCAGAUUAUUUUUUUGGUUUCUGAGUCAAACGCUCUGAAAACACUCCAGGUUUAGGAGUUACCCACAAAGCUUUGCAGCAGUAAAGGGCCCGGUGAGCGUCAGAGGGUCACGAUGACUGUCUGUGGACAGGAAAGCCAUAAACCACCUCGAUGCUGUAGUUAUGUGUGAGACGUUUAACUUUAGAGACACAGCUGAGAAAAGUGGAGAAUGAGCCUGUAUGAACACGAGUUUAUCCUAAAAAAGACAAACAGAGCUGUGUGUGUGUGUGUGUGUGUGUGCGUGUGUGUGUGUGUGUGUGUGUGUGUGCGUGUGUGUGUGUGUGCUCUGAGAAACUCUGUACGGAGUCAUAUUUGAUGUUUCUAUCAGGGUUUGCCCGUCCGUCACUCUGUCUUUCUUUUCUAUUCUUUGGACGUUCAGAGGAGGAUCUAUGAAAACCUGUUGUAUAUUUCGGCUGUUUUAUUAUUAAAGUACAAAAAUGAGCCGUUGAUUUGGUGUUUUCUUUGUUUCCUUCUCCUCUAACAGAAAUAACAAACUUUACUCUGUCCUGAUUUUUUCACAUUUGUUUUCUGAGUACGAGACGUCAGGUUUAUUGACUCUGUCUUCUAAUAAUGACGAAACUCCUAAAAACUCCAGAUGUUUCCUCAAAGUGUAGAUGUAUUUUUCUUCUUACACCAGGUUAAGAAAGCUUGUUUUUUUGUGAUCUAGAAAUCAGGAUAUCAGGCAGGUCACAGAGGUAGUUCAGACCAGGACAGUCCGCACCGCUGUCACCGUUGUCUCUAAAAUGAGGUGAGUUCAAUAUUUGUUCAUUUUGUGCUUUUACAACCCUGGGAAUACGACUUAUGAUUGUCCACUUUGGGCCUCCGUAGGCUGAACUCUUGCAGUCUAUUAAUCUUUUAAUGCUUUUAUUCGUUUUUGCACCUUUUCCUUUCAAUAAUCAGCUCUAACCCUUCUGUGGUUUUACAUAAGAUACCAGCACCUUUAGACUCAGAGAGAUCCUGCCGCUCUACAGCCUCUGCUGCUGAGCCCCUUUAACUUCCUCUCUGAGAGGAAAGUGUAAGGCAAAUCUCAUCGGCGUGAAGCUGCUACUCAUACAAAAGCCAGAAAUUGUCUUUAUCUCCCUCUCAGUGCUGUCUGACCUUUUUCAAAUCCCCUGUCCACACUCUGCAGAGACUCUGUUCAAACUCAGCCUUAAUUACCUCAAAGCAAUUACAGAGCCAAGGAUGGAGGCUGGCAGCACCGAGGAGGGAGACCGAGUCCAGCAGAAACUUCACGAACUGUGAGUUAAACUUGGUUUUCAGAUCGGGUCGGACUCUGGGGGCUCCUCAAAGAUAAAUACAGCAGUCUCUAACUUCUGCCCACAGCUCCACUCAGGA
This is a messenger RNA of Xyrichtys novacula (pearly razorfish), 37189 nucleotides long. Lineage: Eukaryota; Metazoa; Chordata; Actinopteri; Labriformes; Labridae. The record is from the annotation of a GenBank genome assembly.